UUCUCACUGUAAUUUCUAGUCUAAUGGAGCUCCAAAGCCCAACAUAUUAGGGCAAAAAAGAGGAAGGAAUAAAGAAAGGAAAUGGUUAUGGUGUGAAACACACACAAAACGCUUUCCUUCUCCCAUCAUUCCUGGUUUUCAAUACCAACUUGAAUUGCCGUACGGCAAAAUUACAGUGAAAGCGAAGCAAAAAGACAAAGAAGAUAGUGAUUUUUGCAAGGAAAUGUUUGGAAGUUAUGCAGAAGCUGCUGCGUCUAACCCCUUGUUCUGCGGCCCCCAUCCUGAGCCCUUUAUCCACUAUAUUACCCCCUCAUGUUUCCCUUAUCCCUCUAGGGUUUAAGCAAAAUAUCCACAAACGCACCUUACAUUCUCUAAGGUUUAAGCAACACAGUCCCUUUUCACUUCCCUUCUCAAUGCCGCCGGCUGCCACCGCUUUACAGUUACGUAGUUCCGGUAUGCCUCCCUCUCUUAGUGGUCUGAACCCCAUGAUUUCCAUGUGUAAUUAUACCACGUCUUCGAGUUCCCCUCGUUACGCCUUGAGCUCUGGUAAUAGAUGUCGAAUUUGCCGUUGCUCCAUCGAGAGUGCUACAACUGUCCCUGAUAGAGCAUGGGUUGUGCUUAAGGAGAGUCGUAGUGGGUCUCGUUUGUCUUGGUUUCGUACCUCUUCUACCUCAUCCGAUAAGGGGUUUCCGAUUUCUGCCAUGAAUAGUGAAGACGACGGUGGCGGUGGCGGUGGCGGUGAGACUGAGAAAGGAUUGUCGGCUUCGGAGGUGAAGCCCGCGAGAUUAAACAGGAGGCAGAGGAGUUCUUUGGGUGGUAGUUGUAGUCCUCCUCCAUUACUCCCCGGAAAUCCAGAUUUGUUGAGAAUUCCAGGCGUGGGACCGAGGAACUUGAGGAAGCUCGUGGAGAAUGGCAUUGCUGGUGUUGCUGAGCUCAAGAAAAUCUACAAGGACAAGUUUUAUGGGAAAUCGAAUCAGAAGAUGGUCGAGUUUUUACAAUCCUCUGUGGGCAUUAUACAUAGAAACCAUGCUGAGAGUAUAACCACCUUCAUCAAAGAGAGCGUGAAUGAAGAAAUGAAAGAUGGUGGUGCCAAUUCUGAUGCCAUUUCAGCCCAAAAGAAGCGGCUUACUUUCUGUGUAGAAGGAAAUAUAAGUGUGGGGAAGACAACUUUCUUGAAGAGAAUUGCUAAUGAGACUCUUGAGCUUCAGGAUCUUGUUGAGAUUGUUCCUGAACCUAUUGAUAAAUGGCAGGAUAUUGGACCUGAUCAUUUUAACAUUUUAGAUGCCUUUUAUUCUGAGCCACAAAGGUAUGCUUACACCUUCCAAAAUUAUGUCUUUGUUACAAGAGUUAUGCAGGAGAAAGAAUCAUCUGGUGGAAUUAAGCCUCUCAGGUUGAUGGAAAGAAGUGUUUUCAGUGAUAGAAUGGUGUUUGUGAGAGCUGUUCAUGAAGCAAACUGGAUGAAUGAGAUGGAAAUCAGCAUUUAUGAUUCAUGGUUUGAUCCAGUUGUUUCAUCUCUUCCUGGACUUAUUCCAGAUGGAUUCAUCUAUCUGAGAGCAAGCCCUGAUACCUGCCACAAACGAAUGAUGCUACGCAAGAGAGAAGAAGAAGGUGGAGUAAGCCUUGAUUAUCUUCGUGGUCUGCAUGAAAAACAUGAGAGCUGGCUUUUACCAUUUGAAACUGGAAAUCAUGGUGUUUUAUCUGUCAGCAAGCUUCCCCCUCACAUGGAUGCCUCCUUGCAUCCUGGUAUAAAAGAUCAGGUUUUCUAUUUGGAAGGCAAUCAUAUGCACUCAAGUAUUCAAAAGGUCCCUGCUUUGGUUCUUGAUUGUGAACCCAACAUUGACUUUUCAAAGGAUAUUGAAGCUAAGCAGCAGUAUGCUCGUCAAGUUGCAGAAUUCUUUGAAUUUGUGAAGAAAGCGAAAGAAGUUCCAGAAAGUGGGUCAUCCCAAUCACAGGUGCUAUCACCUCAUAGUGGUGGGUUGUGGGUCCCACCACAGGUACAGGGGAAGAAUUUUCCCGAGUCUCUAAAAUCAUUGGACUUGAGAAAGGCCAUGUCUCUCAUGUCUAGGACUGGCUCUACUUGAUAGUUGCUUUGCUUAUUGGCUUAUUGCUUGUAAAAAGAAAAUUUUUUCUUACCUCUCUUUCUCUCUCUCCUUGUUUGUGUAGCUUCAUCAAAUUAUGGAUUAUAACUAAGUAGGAUUUUGUCAUAAAAUUUGUGAAAAAGUCUUUUUUUGUAGUAGGAAAUGUUAAUUGGUAUGCAAGAUAUGUUUUUUGGGGAG
Messenger RNA from Lactuca virosa, 2276 nucleotides. NCBI's taxonomy places the organism in Eukaryota, Viridiplantae, Streptophyta, Magnoliopsida, Asterales, Asteraceae. The record is from the annotation of a GenBank genome assembly.